AUGAACCGACCAAUCAGGAUCGAGGAUCUGAAUCGCGGUAUCGUUGUGUUCUAUCCAAUGAGUAUAUAUACAGGUUCUGUUCUAUAUCGGGCGGGAGGUCCUAUGCUACUCUGGCAGCCGGUGGUGGCGGGAGGCCGGGCCGAGCUCCCGCCGGUCUUAAUGUGUCGCACCCAGCGCGGUCAUGCUACAAUCAUGUCUGAUGAAGAACAGAUUGAGACAGAAGUAGAAGAAUCUACGACGAGAAUGUUAACGGCUGAAUAUAAAGACGGAAAACUUCAAAUAGUUGAGGUAUCACCAUAUCACAAAGGGACAAAAUUAGAAGCCCAAGAAAUCGAGGCUCAAGAAUCUGAGAGUGAGGACGGCCAAUACAUGCAGGUUUUGGAUGGAGACAAAAAUGUUGUUCUGGAUCUAUUGAAUCUGACAUUGGUUCGAUGUGGAGACGGUGAACAAUCAUAUAGAUUGGUUGGAAACAAUGAUGAAACAGUGACCUGUGUACUGGCUGAAGAUGAUGGUCAAAAUGAUCAAGAAUCAUAUGUGGUGGUUGAAGGAGACUCGGAUCAAGGGCCGUUGGUGUUCCUACAGUCAGAUAUAAGGACUGAAACAAAGCCACAGAAGCCAGUGAUGUCACCGACAGAGAUAUUGGAGAGAGCGAAGGCGUUACAAAAGGCGAAGAGUCUCCUCAAUCACAGCGGGGCUUCUCGAGGGCGAAGCUCCCUGCCUCCGCCCCACGAGCUGCUCUCCUCACCAGCAUUCAAACUGUUCCUGUACUCGUGUAAACUGUGCAACUUCAAAUGCAACGCUAUCAAGGAGUUGACUAAACACAAGGCGUCGGAGCACGGCGGCGGGGCGGGCAAGUGGCGCGGUCGAGCGGCUGCUAGCUCGCUACAGUGUGCGAGGUGUCCCUACAGAGCCAACACACACUCACAGUUGAUUCGCCACGUGAAGGAUCGUCACUUGGACAGCGGCAGCGAGUAUUAG
Molecule: messenger RNA, 978 nt
Organism: Danaus chrysippus (African queen)
Lineage: Eukaryota; Metazoa; Arthropoda; Insecta; Lepidoptera; Nymphalidae
Source: the annotation of a GenBank genome assembly